This is a messenger RNA of Schistocerca cancellata (South American locust), 486 nucleotides long. RefSeq lists its product as uncharacterized. Lineage: Eukaryota; Metazoa; Arthropoda; Insecta; Orthoptera; Acrididae. The transcript has a single exon. The record is from RefSeq and is a predicted model, not a curated record. Bases 1 to 486 code for a protein of 161 amino acids.
AUGGUAGAUGCAAAUUACAAAUUUACACUUGUUGACACUGGAGCUUAUGGCAAAAGUAGCGAUGGGGGAACUUUUGAGUGGUCUGAGAUGAGGAAAAGAUUUGAAAGCAACAAAUAUGAUGUUCCACAAGACAAAGAGCUACUAGCAGCAAUGGGGAAGUUUCCUUAUGUAACUGUAACUGUUGGAGAUGAAGCUUUCUCUCUUAAAACCUAUUUGAUGCAUCCAUACAGCAAAGCAGCCAUUAAAAGUGAUGAAGAGAAGGUAUACAACUACCACCAUUCAAGAGCUCGACGGACUGCAGAAAAUGUGUUUGGAACUCUAGCCGGGCGCUGGAGAAUAUUUCUAAAGCUUAUUGAAACUAAACCAGAAACUGUCGAUAUAACAGUUUUACCUUCCACCUGUCUACACAACAUGCUUCAGAAUACAACCAAUAUUUCCCCUUUCGAGGAACAAAUCCGAAUGGAAGGUAACACAUUCAUGGUGUAG